This is a messenger RNA of Paramecium tetraurelia, 861 nucleotides long. RefSeq lists its product as uncharacterized. The record is from RefSeq and is a predicted model, not a curated record. Lineage: Eukaryota; Ciliophora; Oligohymenophorea; Peniculida; Parameciidae. The transcript has a single exon.
AUGUAGAAAGAAAAGCAAGUAGAGGAGUAUUUCUAUCCUGUAAUGUAUCGUAAAAAGCAGCAUGAGUACUUGAGAUAAAGUCUUUAAGAGGACUACCAUAAUUAUGGCAUUUGGAAAACUAAAGAAGGGUUAUAGAAGUAAGCAUUUAAAGCGAGAAGGGAAUAAGAGUAAGAAGAUAUAGAGAUAGGACCUUAAAAGUCAAUAAGACCGAUGACUGCAUUAAUAUCGCCUAGUCAUAGCUAUUCAUCAAGAUAGAGGCCAAUAACAGCACCAGGAUUGAAUGUGUAAGUGAAACACAUGAUGAAGAUAGAUGAGAAUGAAGCAAUGAUAUCAGUACCAUACCAUUCAGAAGCAAAGCAUUUUCGGAAUACAAAGACAUUAGAUAAAAGUAACUUAUUUUGUAUAAGUUAUUAAAUAGCAAAUUAAAAAGUCAUUCGGAAUAACUCAACUUUAAAAAAGGUUUCUUUAGAAGGAGAAAGUGAAAUUUAUGUUAUUGAAGACGAAGAAGCGAAGAAUUAAAAUAUAAUAGAAAAACAAACUGUAAAGAGUAGUUUAUUCUCUCCAAAGCAGAGUGAGCAAUAAUUAACAGGUGGUUUUCAUUAAAAUACAACAAUAAUUAAAGGGGCUUAACAUUAAUAAAGAUUAUUCAAACACUCUAGUUUGCAAAUCUAUGACAAUCUUGCUGAAAUAAUGAAAUUGAUUAAUGGUCAAACUUAUACUAAAAGUCCUGUAAUUGUCAAGACGAAACCUUAAGGAUUGAGACCUUAAAGUGCAGUCAACAAAUAAGUAAAAGUGAGUUAACGCUAUCGACCUGUAAGUGGAAAGGUAUAAUCAAUUACAGUAAGAGGGAUCUAAUUGUGA